This is a messenger RNA of Brienomyrus brachyistius, 1277 nucleotides long. RefSeq names its product mitochondrial ribosomal protein L47 (gene mrpl47). Lineage: Eukaryota; Metazoa; Chordata; Actinopteri; Osteoglossiformes; Mormyridae. Gene Ontology annotation, cellular component: mitochondrial large ribosomal subunit; mitochondrial ribosome. Gene Ontology annotation, biological process: mitochondrial translation. Gene Ontology annotation, molecular function: structural constituent of ribosome. The transcript is spliced from 8 exons. The record is from RefSeq and is a predicted model, not a curated record. The coding region runs from base 16 to 798 and encodes 260 amino acids.
UUGCAAGAGCAUUAAAUGCAGAAAAGGUUAUACGUCUACUUGAUAAGAUCCAAGAUGGCUGCCAUCAGUGGAGGACGUGUUUUGUCACUUUGCCGUCAGUUUCAGUCAGGAUUUAGGAUAUCAACUUUACCUCUCCAGCGUCCGCAUGUUUUGACCAAACUCUGUCCACUGAGUCCCUGUCCUCAGACUCAUGUGAGGCUGCUUGUACAUCAGUGCCGGUCACUGUACACGUCCAGCUGCAGAAAAGGACUGGAUGAGUUUUUUGACAUUCCCGAAAACUGGGGCGAGCCAACUGUCAAGUCAGGGGCACCUUGGACUGCAAAACAACUAAGGACUAAAAGUAAUGAAGAUUUACACAAGCUAUGGUACGUGCUGCUCAAAGAGAAGAACAUGUUGCUGACUGUUGAACAAGAGGCGAAGAGACAAAGGGUCCCGAUGCCGAGCCCGGAGCGUCUGAGGAAGGUGGACAGGUCUAUGAUAAGGCUUGAGACUGUAGUCAGGGAGAGAGAGGAUGCCAUCCGGUUGCUGCAGACUGGCCAGGAGAGAGCUCGUCCAGGUGCUUGGAGAAGAGACCUCUUUGGAAGAACUUACUGGUACAGAUUUAAGGAGUACCCCAUUCCAUGGUACCUGAACACAAGAUACAAGAGAAAGCGAUUCUUCUCAGCACCUUUCGUUAACGACUUCAUAAGGCUUCGCAUAGAACAACACAUGCGAAGACAACGAAGGAAGCGGUUGGCCGAAGCCAAAAGGCACAGCAAACUGAUGGAGAAAUUCCCAAACAUGGUCUCCAAAGCAUGAGGCACUAAGAACAUGCUUGGAACAUCAUGAACGUGUGACUGAUGUAUGCCUUUAGAUAACAAUGAAGUCUUUUUUUUGCUUUUUUUUUUUAAUAGCCAAAACACACACAUGAGAUUAAUUCUGCAAUUCAUGCAGUCUCGCAGCUCUUAAAUCUCAAAUAAAAAUUUACCUCAAAUGCAGUUCAUUGUUUUCAGCUAGUUCUAUGUCUUACAAUAAAAGCACUGAAUAUCAUACAUAAAAGAACAUCCUCUGUGAAUAUUCUUACUUUCACAGUCCACUAGAGGGCAGGUCAUUCAACAUAUAAUGCAGCUGUAUUUCAAAUCUAGACAAGUGAGGUGAGAAUGAAAUUCCUGUUAACAGGUGAUGUUUUUUGAUCGCAUGUAAUGCAAUGUCAUACAAAGGUAUAUACAAUGCAUUUUUGUCGAUCACUGCUGUUUAAAAUGAACAUGGCAUAAUUAAAGACUGAUUGUAUAAAAUGA